UCGCUGUACGGCCGGUGUGCAGGAGGUGCAGGCGGGAUGCUGCUGAUCGAAAAGUGCACAGCUGCUCCGGCCAACUGCACCGCGCUUUAAACAGUGAGAAGUAAGAUGAGGUGUAAUCAGCUGUUGUAUCGCAGUGUAAACAACAUGCAAGAGUCCGGACACAUCAAACGCGACCGCCUCCUGUCCUGACAGCCCCGUGACGGAGACGUCCGCUGUCCACGGUACCGACGGGUCGCAUCCCCAUCCUGCAGGCUGGCUGCUUUGCUCGCUGGGUCGGUCUGUCUCCGGACCGUCAAUCGAUCUUCGCCUUUAUGUGACAACCCUGUCGUGUUGAUUGGCGUGCGCGACGAAGGGAGACUGAUGCUGCUCCCCUCUGUGAAAUUGUGAGAUCACCUUUACGGUUCACCUUGGAAAUAAAAAAAAACGGAUGAAAGGUUGAUGGAUCGCAUGCAGGCGGAGCAAAUCAGCACUGGGCCCUGUGGGCCCAAAGUGCAACCUGGACCCUGUGCACUGAUCGGAGUUGGCCCGGGUUUGCCUCCAAAGCUCGCAAUCCAUGAACCACCUCUCAUCACCCCAUCAGAGGUGCUCAAAAAACAGUCUGGAUCGAGUCCCGUGCCGGCUGCAGUUGCACCUGUCAAAGUGGCAGAUGAAAUGCAGCCGGGGCAGUUAAAGUCUAGGUCCACUCCAACAACACUGGUAAGCAUAAGCAGACCAAGACCGACUGCUCUGGGAACUAAACUUGCUCCAAAGUCGACCAGAAUCUCAGUGGACCCCUCUAAGGAAAUCGAUUUGAUGCCAGUUUGUAUCCCAGGACCUCAGAGUGCCAACGCCCAGUUGCAUUCCCCGACAGAGUCCUCCUUCAGUCGUCACAGUCCUCAGAGUCCCCGCAGCCCUCAGUCUUACACCAGUCAGCCUUACCUGAGCCCCAAUCCCAGCCUGCCCUCCAGCCUCAGCCUCAAGCCCAGCCUCAGUCCUCAGCCACAGACGGCCUCCUCACCUGGUGGCUCCACACAGAGCCAAGUGCAGACUGAGAAGCCAGCAGGAUACAACAGUGACUUCAGGGUGUACAUCGUCACAUGGAAUGUGGGAUCAGCUGUCCCGCCAGAUGACAUCACUUCUCUGUUCGGACCAAAUGUUUCAGAUGGGAGCGUUGACAUGUUUAUCAUCGGACUCCAGGAAGUCAACUCCAUGAUAAACAAGCGGCUGAAGGAUGUUCUUUUUUCAGACCAGUGGAGUGAGCUUUGCAUGGACACACUCAGUCCUUUUGGAUAUGUUUUGGUGGCAUCCCAGCGUAUGCAGGGAGUGCUGCUGCUGGUUUUCUCUAAAUUCUGCCAUCUUCCAUUCCUCAGAGGAGUGCAGACAGAGAGCACACGCACAGGACUUGGGGGAUAUUGGGGGAAUAAAGGGGGCGUCAGUGCGAGGAUGACAAUGUUCGGCCACCCGGUGUGCUUUCUCAACUGUCACCUGCCAGCUCACAUGAGGAACCUGGAGCAGCGGAUGGAGGACUUUGAAAGCAUCCUGCAGCAGCAGCAGUUUGAAGGAGGCACUGCCACUGGUGUACUGGACCACGAUGUCGUGUUUUGGUUUGGGGAUUUAAAUUUCCGUAUUGAAGACUACGACAUCCAUGUGGUGAAAUGUGCCAUCGACAGCAAUAAGCUGCCUCUUCUGUGGGAGCGAGAUCAGCUCAACAUGGCUAAAAUCACAGAGUCCAUCCUUGACGGCUUCAUCGAAGGACCACUGAAAUUCCCACCCACAUAUAAGUUUGAUGUGGGCACUCAUACGUACGACACCAGUGCAAAGAAGAGGAAACCUGCCUGGACAGAUCGCAUCCUCUGGCGCUCUCGGCGUACCGGCUCCCCGGUUCCUACCCACAAUGCAGCACUACAGCGGGGUCUGACGUCGUGGUUGGGUGGGGUGACUAAAGUGACACAGCAUGUGUACCGAAGUCACAUGGGCUUCACCAUCAGCGACCACAAGCCUGUUUCUGCUCUGUUUUCACUGCAUUUCCCAUUCAGGGUGGACAUGCCCCUGGUGGAGCUGCAGGUAAACAAGGAGUGGAGUAAAGUCUCAGAUGCUACAGUUAGAUUCACUGUUGCAUCAACUUAUCAGCGCAGUUCAUGGGACUGGGUAGCAAUUUACAAGGUUGGAUUCAGACAUCACAAAGAUUACCAGGCGUACAUAUGGGCCAAGGGAGAGCAUGCGACACAGGUGACAUUUUCAGAGGAGGAUUUGCCACGAGAUGACUGUGAAUACAUCCUGGGUUACUACAGUAACAACAUGAACAGCAUUGUUGGACUGUCGACGCCAGUUCAGAUCAAGAUCCCAGUCCACAGUCCCACCGCGCGUCGCUCCGACAGCUCGGACGUCAGCUCCGAAGAUGACAGCACUCUGGUUCUGCUGGCUCCAAGCUCCCGCAGCCCAAGUCCUAAAACUGGCAAACACCGCCACCGCCACAGACGCAGCCGCAGCCCAGCUGUCCCGGCUCUUUCUUCUAACCCCCUCCCCUCCCUGCAGGGCCUCAGCCUCUGUCCUCGCUCCAAAGAAAGCCAGACUUGCAGCCGCUCACCCUGCUCCGCCGCUAAGAAGGAGCGACUGGUCUCCCCCGACACUGUGGUGUCCCCUGCCAUCAGCCCGCUAAGUCCCCGCAGCCCUGUGUCUCCAGGAGGUGGCGUGACUGCACCGGAGGCCCUGAUCGCCGCCAUGUUAGGUGAACACAGACCAGCUCAGGUUAGCCCCUCAGGGCUCAAACAGAUAGGAAAGACAGGGGAAACAGACACUGCAUAGAAUAUAAGCAUCGGAUCGCAGCAAUAGCCAUGCAUUCAGCGUCUGAUCUGAUCCCACAAAGUCACUGUGCUCGUAGAAGCAGCACAUUAUGUGACUCUUAAAGUAGUUUGCAAACAUUCCACAUUGUAGCCCUGCAGUUUUCUGUCUCUGAUCAUCUCAUACACUGUGUGUAUCUCGGAGUCAAAGAUGUGUCCAGACUCCUGAAGUGCUUUUAUAGACUCAUAAGCUAUAUCAUACGUCGACAAACAUAUUGAAUGUGAAACCAAAGUCAGAGUAAACCCGAUGGACACGACUGACAGCAAUAUGGAUCCAUGUAAACAGUCUUGUAUCAAAAUAAGGACCCUGGACCAGAAGCAUUGAUGGUAUCAUAGUUCACAUCAUAGAGAGAGUGAAUGUGUGUGUGUGUGUG
This is a messenger RNA of Centropristis striata (black sea bass), 3193 nucleotides long. RefSeq names its product inositol polyphosphate 5-phosphatase K (gene inpp5ja). Gene Ontology annotation, molecular function: phosphatidylinositol-4,5-bisphosphate 5-phosphatase activity; phosphatidylinositol-3,4,5-trisphosphate 5-phosphatase activity. The transcript is spliced from 13 exons. Gene Ontology annotation, cellular component: cytoplasm; plasma membrane; ruffle. The coding region runs from base 439 to 2784 and encodes 781 amino acids. The record is from RefSeq and is a predicted model, not a curated record. Gene Ontology annotation, biological process: negative regulation of peptidyl-serine phosphorylation; phosphatidylinositol dephosphorylation. NCBI's taxonomy places the organism in Eukaryota, Metazoa, Chordata, Actinopteri, Perciformes, Serranidae.